This is a messenger RNA of Menidia menidia (Atlantic silverside), 4646 nucleotides long. NCBI's taxonomy places the organism in Eukaryota, Metazoa, Chordata, Actinopteri, Atheriniformes, Atherinopsidae. The record is from the annotation of a GenBank genome assembly.
GGGUGCUUCCAGUAAAGGAAAAAAUGUGAAAAGCCUGACAUAAAGAUUGUCUCUCAUAAGUGGUUACACUGAUCUGCCUGCGUCUCUUUGAAAUAUCUGGAGAAUGACACAUUUCACUAAUGAGGCUCAGAUCAGCUUGAACAUGUGAAAUACUGACAAUUUUGUUGUCUUAUCUCUCAAAUCACAGACUACUAAACCAAAUCUAACCUAAGUAUUCCAAAUAAACGGUUUAAACUAUUUGCCUUUGUAGUAUUGUUUUUACCUCAGAACACACAAUGUCCAUCUCUGUGACAACAACAACAACAACAACAAAAAAAGCAAUAUUCAUUGCUUUUGUGCAAUGGGCCAUCCCAGACACCUCAGAACCCAAAGAAGUCCACACCGCCUCUGGACAUGGUUAACAUCUGGUUUGUUUGCUUUUUCUUUUGCACAUCAACAUUUCAAAUUCCAUUUGUGAAUACAACUACAUAUUAUUAAGUUUUACAAAGGUGUCCUUUUCAGCAAUUGAUAAAAGACAGUUUAUGAGGCAGGUUUUUCGAGAGGAUAAAGAAAAUGCCGUCUCCCGCACAAACCCCAACGUUUGCUCUUUGAAACUGAAAUUCCACCCGACUGUUGAGUGGUUUAACCGCACAGUGAACUGCAGAGGGAGCCAUGCCCCUGUUUUUUCUAAACUUUAUGGUUGCAAAACUUCCUCAAUAUUUCUUCCCCCCCACACCGUUGACACAUUUAAAAAAAAAACGAAGAUCUUUUUUCCUCAGUGAGCUGACACUUCAGGGAUGCUGUUUUUUAGUCCAAAUCUGUUGACAUCACCUUAGAAGUAACUUUUCCACUUCAUUCCAGUUACCUAUGUUACCCAACUUCCAGCUUCUUUGGAAUGCACAACACCCAGUAUAUUUGUGAACAAAGGGGCUCUGGUUGUAAGUCAAAGCCAAUUUAACAAUAUCUCUUUUCUGUUCUAACUUUUUUUUACUUUAAGCACUGUUUAGAAAUUGGUGUAAUUACCAGAACUGCACUGUAUGAUUCACGACUUUAUAAUAACUAGUUCUAAACAUCUUUUGUCAUUUAAUUACUGUUUUGAUAGCGUUGCUUGGGCUAAAUACGUCUUUGUAAAAAGGGUGGGGGUUUGUGGGGGGACUAAAAGCGGGUGUCCACUCAGGGGGGGUGCAUUCAGAAUGAUGAAGCUUUCAAAGCGUCUUCCCAAAACUUCUGCGGAGCUCUGUGUAAGCGGAGAGGCGCGGUGCGGUUACUCCGGUUCACUGGCUGUUUUCCCGGGCCCACGGCUCGGAGCAGUCCGGCCCUAGUAACCGGAGAAGCGGCUGUGAUUGACAGCGUCCCGGAGCGUUGGAUAACGGGGCAGAGAGGGGUGGGAUGACGGGGCUAAUCCAGGCGCGCAGGGGGAGGGGAAAGAGCGGUUGUGGAUGCAGAUUUUUGCCAAUGUUUGCACCCUAGAAAUUGGACUGUAAAAAAAAAAAAAAAAAGAAAGAAAAAGUUUUGCUCUUCUGCUUGUGUGUGAGAAGAUCCCAGAGAGCCACCUUUGUUUUUGAUUGGAUCCCAGUUUCGGCGGAGCCCAAUUUGCAAAGUCCAAAGGUCCGAAAAGGACGGAGCGGAGCGCCUGAUCAUUUGGAGAACCGGGAGGGCGACACUUACACAACUUUUGAUUUCGCUCCUGUCCUGUGAGGUGCAGGUCGCUGUGCUCCGCGGAAGCCUUCAGAUUUAACCAGCUCGUUGAAAGACAGUCGCCUAGCAUGUCAGCCACGCGGGUGCCGAUGCUCUCCGGCAGACACGUCCGGCUCUUGAGCCCCGGGCGAGCUUUAUCAAGUCUGAGCGCGACGAGACGUGGACUUCCGAAGGAGAAAAUGUCCGAAAACGGGAUGAUGUCCCGGGCCAAGGUGCUGACCAUCGACACCAUGAACCCCACGGUGAAGAAGGUGGAGUACGCCGUGCGGGGGCCCAUCGUGCAGCGGGCCGUGGAGCUGGAGAGGGAGCUCAACCAGGGAAUGAAGAAGCCCUUUGAAGAAGUCAUAAAGGCCAACAUUGGUGACGCGCAUGCUAUGGGUCAGCAGCCUAUCACUUUCUUCCGACAGGUCUUGGCCCUCUGCUCUUACCCAGAACUGUUGAGUGACAGCACAUUCCCGGAGGACGCUAAAAACAACAUUUACCUCACCACUGGGGCCAGCGACGGCAUUGUGACCAUGCUGAAGCUGCUGGUAUGUGGAGAAGGAGCGGGGCGCACAGGGGUCAUGAUCUCAAUACCUCAGUAUCCCCUGUAUUCGGCUGCCCUGGCAGAACUGGGAGCUGUGCAGGUCAAUUAUUACCUGAAUGAGGACAAGUGCUGGUCUUUGGACAUCAAUGAACUGCAGCGUGCUGUGAAUGAAGCAAGACUGUACUGCAACCCCCGAGCCCUGUGCAUCAUCAACCCUGGAAACCCCACUGGUCAGGUUCAGAGCAGAGAGUGUAUUGAGGACGUAAUUCGAUUUGCUGCAAAGGAACGUCUCUUCCUCAUGGCUGAUGAGGUGUACCAGGAUAAUGUGUAUGCCGAGGGUUGCCAGUUCCACUCCUUCAAAAAGGUUCUGUUUGAGAUGGGGCCGGAGUACUCAGAAACAGUUGAACUGGCAUCCUUCCACUCCACCUCCAAGUGCGGCUUCCGUGGAGGCUACAUGGAGAUUAUAAACUUGGACAAUGAUGUGAAAGCUCAGUUGACGAAGCUGUUGUCGGUCCGUCUCUGUCCCCCUGUUCCCGGACAAGCUCUUAUGGACCUGGUGGUCAACCCCCCCCAGCCUGGGGAACCUUCAUACCAGCGCUUUAUUAAGGAACGCACAGCCACAUUGAGUGCCUUAGCAGAGAAGGCCAAACUUACAGAGCAGGUCCUCAAUACCGUGCAAGGCAUAAGCUGCAAUCCUGUGCAGGGGGCCAUGUACUCCUUUCCUCGCAUAACCAUCCCUGAAAAGGCUGUUAAAGAGGCCACGGAAAAAGGACAGCAGCCAGAUAUGUUUUAUUGCAUGAAGAUGCUGGAGGAAACUGGAAUCUGCCUUGUACCUGGAAGCGGUUUUGGCCAGAAGGAUGGAACCUACCACUUCAGGAUGACCAUCCUGCCACCAACAGACAAGCUCAAGAUCCUGUUGAACAAAGUCAAAGAGUUCCACCAGAACUUCACCAAGCAGUAUUCUUAAAUUUCCAUCUCCAUGUUCUCUCCCCUCACAGAGGAGUGGAGUUGCCAAUCUCAAUAAAAAGUAAUAGCCAAUCAUAAUUUCGUCACCACUGAUAAGUGCCUUUCCUUCCCUGGCUCUGGUGGUCUCUGUGAUGACACACUUUGGCCUCUAUACCUGUCACCCUUGGACUUUUUCGGACCUUACUCUCAAGGCACUGUUCGGACCACAAAACCAAACUGGAAAUUAAACGAGUCACAUCCGCCUCAGCUCUGGUGCACAAAGUGCUUCAUCUAUUGUCUGUACUGUUUUCUUUUAAAGAAUGUACAUAGUUUGGAUCUGUGAACCUGUAAGACAGCUUAACUGUUAUUGAUGAUUUAACAAAAGGCGGUACAACGUAAGAAAAGGCUUAUGCUGCUUAUAGAGUAUGUGUGUAACCGGUAGAUAUACUUCAUUCCUGAGGUCUGUAUUGGAAGAGGACAAUAUGCUCGGAAAGUUCCACUUGCAUGAUGAUUCAGUGGGAUAUGAUUUUGUAGAGGUGUAAUAAAUAUAAUGGCGUAUGUUUUGUGUCAUUGUUUGGAUAGUUUUUAGGCUUUAUGAUCAUCCUUCUUUUGUGGACACUCUCUUCACUAUUUUCUUCCACAGUUUUACAGGACGUGUUUCAUCUCUCAGAAAUGUUUUACCAGAUUUAAAUGACAUAUAAAUCAUUGUAAACUAACUACAAAGUACGUCAAGCUUUGUUGAAGGGAAAUGUAAACGGAUAUGUUAGUCAUUUCCCACCUCUUUUUUCAUUAUGAAGUCUUAAGUAGGCAGCGGGGGAAUGAUUCACCACCUAAAUGUUACUUAUAUUUAACCCAGAGAUGAUCUUCAACCAGUGACACUGUUUAGACGAGAAACAUAUUAGCCUUUCUCAGUUAGGAAUUACUUUACCCUCAGCAGGGAAGAAGAUUCCCGCAUGUCUGGGUAAAACUAAAUAUUUUACUUUGAAUCUGAAUGCAUUCUAUUUCCAAGUACCACCCAGAGUCAGAGCAUCAUCGCCGCUGUCUGUGCUGCACAGUUCUACUAUUUCUGCUACCAACAUCUCACCAGACUUUAAACUUUAAGCAAUCUCUCUCUGGGAUCAUGUUCUCUAUGCAGACAGACUAAAGCAGACCUAUUUCCACACGCUGUACAGUCAUUGACGGCUAAAUGAAGCUCCUGUGAAAAGGAACCUUUGUAAAACAUGACUCCUUCACAGCCUCUACCACUGGAGAGAAAGAAUGCCUGACUAUGUUUAUUAUAGAGACGUUUGAUAUGUCAGCAGGGUAUUAGGCAAAAACAACCAGCCCACAACGCAAAUGGUUGAAGAGGAUGAAGCUUUUUUUUUUAUUUCCUGCAAAAGGAACAUUUGAACCGCUCUGUUCAUCUAAUAGUGUUUGAAAAAGCUUUGAUAUUUCACUUUUUUUUCUCUCGUGUCGACGGUAAUGUUGAAAUUUCAGACAGAAAAAAAGGAAUGAAGGG